Messenger RNA from Arabidopsis arenosa, 1243 nucleotides. Lineage: Eukaryota; Viridiplantae; Streptophyta; Magnoliopsida; Brassicales; Brassicaceae. The record is from the annotation of a GenBank genome assembly.
AAAUGUAGAACCCAAAAAGAGAGAAAAUGCAAACUUCCGAUUUGAAUAUAACAACAAAAAUUGAAGACUACCCAGUCUUAGGGACAUUAGCUGGAUGUAAAGUGAAGGGGAAACAAGCGUGUAAUGUUUGUGGGAAGGAUACACCUCAUAGGUGGCUAAAGUUUAGUCGGAAACAUGUAUACAUGGGUAAUAGGAAGCGUCUCAGACCUGGUCAUCCCUAUAGAAGAAAAAAACAUUGGUUUGACAACACUGUGGAGUCUGGUACUGUAAACAGAAUUCAGAGUGGAGCUGAAAUAUUUGAGAGUCUUAAAGACUUCAGAAAUGAUUUUGGACGACCUUUAGAUAAGAAAGGUAAGAGGAGAAAGAGAGAUGUGGAUGAUGAAGAUGUUAUUUCAGCUGAAGAAUAUGAAGAAGACAAUGUUCUUUGGCGGUGGAAAAAACGGUCAAUCUUAUUUGACUUACCUUACUGGAAGUAUAUGCUUGUAAGGCAUAAUAUUGAUGUAAUGCAUGUUGAGAAGAAUGUAUCUGAUGCACUGUUGUCUAUUCUGAUGCAUUCUGUGAAGUCAAAGGAUGGUUUGAAAGCAAGACAAGAUUUAGAAGACAUUGGAAUCAGAACCAACUUACAUCCAGAGGUACGUGGGAAGCGAACUUAUUUACCUCCAGCUGCUUAUUGGCUUUCUAAGGAAGAAAAACGUAAAUUCUGCAAAAGGCUAUCCAAGUUCAGAGGUCCAGAUGGCUAUUGUGCAAAUAUAGCAAAUUGUGUAUCAGUUGAUCCUCCCAAUAUUGGUAGUCUGAAAUCGCAUGACCAUCAUGUUCUAAUGCAAAAUUUGUUUCCUGUGACAUUGAGAGGUUUACUUCCAAAAGGACCGCGGAUUGCAGUUAGUCGUCUCUGCAAUUACUUCAGUAGACUAUGCCAACGUGUUAUUGAUCCAGAGAAGCUAGUUACACUAGAAUCAGAGCAAGGGAAGCUCGCUUGGGUGGCCCCGUACAUUUCAGAUGGAUGUAUCCAUUUGAGAGGUACUUGUUCCACUGAUCCAGAAGACAAGGUCCAUCUCUGUCCUUUAGGUCCCAAUGCUAGCAAGAUCUGGGUAGAGGUUUCCAAGAUUGAUGGUGCACGAGUGUGGAGACCAAAUUCUGAAAUUCAAGUAAUAUCUGAUGCAGUAGGAAACUGGGUGGCUUGGCCUAACAAGCAUAUUGUAUUCAUGUGAGCAUAAGUUUGUGUCAAAAAACAUUGUUCUAUCUC